AUGAGUCAGGUGAUGCGGAAAGCGGCUGCGACCGCUAGCUUAAUAGUCCUGUUCGGCUCAACGUCGACAGUAGCAGCUCAAGGCUCUUCAAACGGUCAGUUUUCUAUCAUGGGUGACAUUGCAAAGACCCCUACUUAUAUUCAAUCUUCAGCGGUGGUUGUGGAUGGUACCACCUUUGCACUAAACGGUGACAACCUUUCAUACCGCUUUCAUGUCGACAACAAGACUGGUGAUCUUUGGUCAGACCAUUUCGGUGCCAGUGUGGCGGGGGGCAUUCCAUUUGAGAAUGUGCCUGCGGUCAAUGGCUGGGUCGGGAUGCCAGGUCGAGUCCGCCGGGAGUUCCCUGAUCAAGGUCGGGGUGACUUCCGUAUUCCUGCCAUUCGCGUCCGACAGUCUGAAGGCUAUACGGUCUCUGACCUGCAGUACCACUCAUACGAUGUGAUUCAGGGCAAGCCGGAACUGCCAGGAUUACCUGCCACCUUUGGUACCGAUAAGGAUGUAACCACCUUGGUCGUUCAUCUUUAUGACAACUAUAGUGCUGUGGCAGCGGAUUUGUCGUAUUCCGUAUUCCCAAAGUACGAUGCAAUUGUCCGCAGUGUGAACGUGACGAACAAGGGCGAGGGAAACAUCACCAUCGAAGCCCUUGCGAGCUUGAGUGUGGAUUUUCCCUAUCAAGACUUGGAUAUGAUCAGCUUGAGAGGUGACUGGGCCCGUGAAGCGCACCGCGAACGAAGGAAAGUGGAGUACGGAAUUCAAGGCUUUGGGAGCUCUACAGGAUACUCCUCGCACCUUCACAAUCCAUUCCUUGCACUCGUGGAUCCGACUGCCACUGAAUCUAGUGGCGAAGCAUGGGGCUUUUCACUAGUUUAUACCGGUUCAUUCUCUGUGGAUGUCGAGAAAGGCUCACAGGGCUUCACGCGUGCUCUACUUGGACUGAACCCCAACCAGCUCUCAUGGAACCUCGGACCAGGCGAGUCGCUGACCACGCCGGAAUGUGUCUCCGUCUACUCCCAAAAUGGCGUCGGUGGCAUGUCUCGUUUGUUCCAUGGACUCUAUCGCAACCAUCUCAUCAAGAGUAAAUUUGCCAUGAAAGAUCGCCCUGUACUUCUUAACAGCUGGGAAGGCCUUGGUUUUGACUACAAUGAAAGCACCAUCUAUCAUCUUGCCCAAGAAUCUGCGAACUUGGGAAUCAAACUAUUUGUCCUGGAUGAUGGUUGGUUCGGUGACAAGUACCCUCGCCUGUCUGACAACGCCGGCCUGGGAGACUGGACACCAAACCCCGAGCGGUUUCCCAAUGGUCUGGACCACGCAGUGACUAGCAUCACCGCUUUGAAAGCUGCAAACACAUCCACGAAGCUCCGCUUUGGUCUCUGGUUCGAGCCCGAAAUGGUCAAUCCUAACUCCAGCCUCUAUCGCGAACACCCUGACUGGGCCUUGCAUGCCGGAGACUACCCUCGCACAGAAAGGCGAAACCAGCUCGUUCUGAAUGUCGCCCUUCCAGAGGUGCAAGAUUUUAUCAUAAAGUCUGUGUCAAGCAUUCUCAGCAGCGCUGAUAUCACCUAUGUAAAGUGGGAUAACAAUAGGGGUAUUCACGAAAUGCCCUCGCCCUCCACGGAUCACGAGUACAUGCUGGGUAUGUAUCGAGUCUUCAAAAACCUUACCACUCAAUUCCCAGACGUUCUCUGGGAAGGCUGUGCUUCUGGAGGCGGUCGCUUCGAUCCUGGCGUACUCCAGUACUUCCCCCAGAUCUGGACCUCGGAUGAUACCGAUGCGGUUGAGCGCAUAACGAUUCAGAUGGGAACAUCACUCGUAUACCCCCCGAGUGCGAUGGGUGCUCAUCUUUCAGCUGUACCAAACCAACAAACCGGCAGGACCCUGCCUGUUGCGUUCCGGGGCCAUGUUGCAAUGAUGGGUGGAUCUUUCGGCUUGGAAUUGGACCCCGCCGAAAUCCCAGCAGAGGAUAAGGCCGCUCUUCCUGGCCUCAUUGCACUCGCUGAGAAGGUCAACCCGAUCAUUCUGACCGGAGAUAUGUACCGCUUGAGUCUACCCGAGGCCUCAAACUGGCCCGCCGUUCAGUUCGUCUCAGAAGAUGCGACCCAGGCCGUCCUUUUCUACUUCCAGAUCAACCCCAACAUCAAUCAUGCUCUUCCCUGGAUCAAGCUGCAAGGCUUGGAUCCCAAGGCCGUCUAUAGCGUGGACGAUAAUGCUACCUAUUCUGGAUCGGCUUUGAUGAAUGUCGGGUUGCAGUUCUUUUUUGAGACUGACUAUGGUAGUCAAGUGGUUUUCAUUGAGAAGCAGUGA
Molecule: messenger RNA, 2301 nt
Organism: Penicillium subrubescens
Lineage: Eukaryota; Fungi; Ascomycota; Eurotiomycetes; Eurotiales; Aspergillaceae
Product: alpha-galactosidase
Exons: 2
Coding region: 1-2301 (766 amino acids)
Biological process (GO): carbohydrate catabolic process
Molecular function (GO): alpha-galactosidase activity
Source: RefSeq, a predicted model, not a curated record